GCCCCUGAACGAUUGUGCUUCACGGUGAGAAAAGAUGCCCCGAAAAAUCAUUGAGGCGAGCGAAGAGAGGCGCGGCGCGGCACACGCGCAGCGCUCCGCGGAUGACACGCACGACGUUCGGAGUUCCCUCUCUUCACGGUGAAAACGCCCCUCUCCUCUCCCGCUAGCCCCUUUCCCGAAACCGCAAGCGUCCCUGCCGGCUGGAGCCUUUUCUGCGGUCCCAGCCUGCAAAAAGCGGGACACCUCCCGCGGCAGAGGAAAGGCGUGCGGCGCGGCGGCGGCGGCGGCGUUCGUCUUCCAGUUUUUUGUCAGCGAUCCCAACGCAUCACAUUCUGUCCUGAAAAGCCUUGAGAGGCUUUGACCCGCCGGACCCGACAGCACCUGACGGGACAGGACUGCAAUCAUUCUCCAUGACAACAGAGACGGCUUUGGCCGGGGAACUGAAGAGCCCGAUGGAAGGUGACGCCAUAAGAACCUAUCAGGUUCCAGAAGACCAGGGGGACAUGGAUGAUAGCUCAGAGAAGACCCCCAGCAAAGCCUCCAAAUCCCCUCAGAAAAGCUCCAAACGGCCAAAGACGGUCCCGGUAAAAGUCACCCUGCUUGACGGAUCAGACUACGAGGCUGGAGUUGAGAAAUUUGCCAAGGGCCAGACCCUGCUGGACAUGGUGUGUGGCCAUCUGAACCUGCUGGAGAGGGACUACUUUGGUCUGACUUUCCAGGACACGGAUACUGCCAAGCACUGGUUGGAUCCCUCAAAAGAGAUUAAGAAGCAAAUUCGGGUUGGUUCCUGGAUCUUCGGAUUCUCUGUCAAGUUCUACCCCCCGGACCCGUCUGUGCUCAUUGAAGACAUCACAAGGUACUACCUGUGGUUGCAGCUGAGGGACGACAUCCUCUCUGGUCGUCUGCCCUGCUCAUUCGUCACGCACGCCCUCCUGGGCUCCUACACCGUCCAGGCCGAGCUGGGAGACUACGAGGCGGAGGACCACGGCCCGGACUACGUCAGCGACUUCCGCUUUGCACCCAACCAGACACACGAGCUGGAGGAGAGAGUGAUGGAGUUGCACCGGAACUACAGGGGAAUGAGUCCAGCAGAGGCAGAGGUGAACUUCCUUGAAAAUGCCAAGAAGCUCUCAAUGUACGGAGUUGACCUUCAUCACGCUAAGGAUUCAGAGGGAAUCGAUAUAAUGCUCGGAGUGAGCGCCAACGGUCUGCUCAUCUACCGAGACCGCCUCAGGAUCAACCGAUUCGCAUGGCCCAAAAUCCUCAAGAUCUCUUACAAGAGAAGCAACUUCUACAUCAAGAUCCGCCCAGGAGAGUAUGAACAGUUUGAGAGCACCAUAGGCUUCAAACUGCCAAACCAUCGGGCCUCGAAGCGAUUGUGGAAGGUCUGCAUUGAGCACCACACCUUCUUCAGGUUGGUUUCCCCGGAGCCGCCUCCCAAGGGCUUCCUGGUGAUUGGCUCCAAGUUCCGCUACAGCGGGAGGACCCAAGCCCAGACCAGACAGGCCAGCGCUCUGAUUGACCGGCCCGCCCCACAGUUCGACCGCUCCGUUAGCAAGAGAUACAUGCUGCCCCGAAGCAUUGAUGGAGCCUCGGCUCUGGGCUACAGUAUGGAGCAGCUGUCCCACCGGAGCUCCAGUGAACGCACUCAGUUCAUGUCCAGAGAAGACCUGGACCAGGAGGGCAGCCUGGACCUGGACCACGAUCAGUACCAUUACCAGGACCAAGACCAGGAGCAAGACCAGGACCAGUACCCAGAGCUGGACCUGGAGCAGCAUGAUGGUCAGAACCAAGAUCAGGUUCAGAGGCAAACUUGGGGGUCCCACAUUUCAACCACCACCAAGACUUUGGAGCUCAAGGGUGAGGAGGAAGGCUCGCCUAUAGACUCAAAACCAGAGGAUAUGGCCACCCAUCGGCCCAAACAGGAGCAAUUCUUGGAUAAGCCAGACGAUGUUCUUCAGAAGCACCAGGCCAGCAUCAACGAGCUGAAGAGGGCUUUGAGGCAGCCUAACAGCAAGAUGGCCCAGAGGGAGAAACGCCUCUCCUCAGCUACUCCUCCUGGAGGAACCCCCGAGCGCGAACCAGCGACCGGUGAUGGCAAAUUGAUUGACAAGCAGGAUGCUUAUGAAGGAGAAGUGAAUGCUUGCCCAAAAGUGGAAAAGAGUCAGCCCACUUCUUUGGGUAGAGACAUGUUGACCGUGACACCUUGGACCGAAGCGAAGGCAAACAACUGUCAAAGUACCAGGGACUCUGUAAAAAGUUGUCCCGGAACAUCUCCGAAACAAGAAACCGACUUUAGAGCCAAAGGAAUAAUGAAUCUGAACAAAGGGGACGACGCCUUAGCAACAAAUGGGAAUCGUGAUUCGAUAUUCGCCAAGAAUGCCAUUCAGGAAAAUGGAUAUGGAUCUCCACAUGACAAACGGGGGAGUGAACCCAUCAGCAGCAAUACGAAGCACUGUCAAUGUGAGCGCAACGUCCACCGAGAGAGGCCGGAGGACUUUGAAACUCCGGGGAGUCGGGCUGUGGAUUGUCUCCCGAAAGGCGACCAAGGCGAUAUUGAGAGCGAUGCGAGCCGCUGUGAGACUUUGAAAAAAAUAGCCGCGAGCCCGUUGGGAGCCCAAGAUUGCAAUAAAACCAGGAACUCUCACUCAGAAGUCCCCAAAAUAGUUCCUCUCAAGCCACAGAGAUCAAAGAAGUAUUUGAAUAACGAGAACUCGGGCGUUGGAAGCGAUCAAAGUCGGUCUGACGGAGGCGUCUUUGGUGCGGCUGGCGAUGCGCAGAUGACAGAACCCAGAGAUGAGUCCUGUGAGGCAGGAAGGAGAGUGGACGAUAAGGCCGCACUGCACUCUGCUGCAGAUGAAAAAAACACGGCCUCCAAACACCUCAGCGAAGCCGCGACGUCUUACCAGCAUCCAACUCUGCUUAAUCUGCAGAUUAAGAACGAGUUGUUUGGACAACAGGAGCUUAGAGACUGCAGAGGGACGACAGGGUGGACAAGGGGAGGACGCGAAGAGCAUUUUCAAAACAACUCUGAGUGCAAAGAGAAUUUCCUCUCUAGCUCCAAAUGUCCAACUGCUCCUCCUCGAACUCUCCCGCUGAAAACGCAAUGGUCCCGAGACAGACAGAGUAACGUGGACAGCAGCCACAUCCACUACAGGACGCCCGGCCAAGAAACAGCCAGGUGGAAGCAAGCGGAUACUCCUCCCACACCUGCUAUUCAUGAAGAACCUUUCAACGAAGCUUCAUCUUCUCUGCAGAGGGAACCGUGGGAGAGACGUCUUGGCUCCGUCUCCGAGGAUGACCAGGACCACGAGAUCCUGUACCUGAAGGAGACCCACCUGGGCAUCGAGCGCAAAUGUUCCAGCAUCACCGUCAGCUCCACGUCCAGCUUGGAGGCCGAAGUCGAUUUCACCGUCCUCACGGACCUGCACUCGGGCAUGGAGGAGUUCUCCAGAGGCAUGACGGAGCUCGGGGAGAGGGACGCGUCUCCUGAUGUGGGACUGUGCUUCAGCAUGGACUUCCUCCAGCAGCAGGUCCCCUCCGAACCAUCUCCUCCACCGCUGUCCGCCCCCUUGUCCAGAGGAGCCAGCAGCAGCCCGCCGGCCAAACUCAUCCAGGCCGAAGGAGUCCGACCGGAGGUCAAACGACCCGAUGUGCAGCCCGUAGUCCCUAAAAAACCAAAGAGGUCAGUGCCGGUGUCCUCGUCAGUGGACAGAGAGGCCGGCCGUGUCUCUGCUGUGACGCCGCUGAGCCGGGAGGCCAGCGACGUCGCGCCCACACCGGCAGCGAGGAAGACGGACGUGAGAACAGAGACUCAGCCCAACGGAUCGGAGGUCACCACAACCAUCGUGGAGUUCACAGAUCAGGAUCACAGUAUCACCGGCCUGAGUGAUGUUUCAUAUUCCUCCAGACAGAGUGUGUCCCCUGUGCAUAUUGGAAGAGAGGCGUCACGGUCGCCCAUCCUCAUCACUGAAAAUGUUACCUCGGCAACCACUCACGUCUCCAAGACGGUGAAAGGAGGAUAUUCAGAGACCAGGAUUGAGAAGAGGAUCAUAAUCACAGGAGACGAUGACGUUGACCAGGAACAGGCUCUGGCUAUUGCGAUACAGGAAGCCAAGCAGCAGCAUCCAGACAUGCAGGUGACGAAGGCAGUGGUUGUCAGGGAAACGGAAUCGUCCGCUGAGGAUCGACACAGCGUUUCAGAGUCCUGAUUUCUUGGGAUGAGAGCCCCCUCGUUUGGACUGAAAGUGUCAGUGCCCGACCUGAAUUCGCUACAUGCAACCCCUACACCAUAGAGUCUGUACCAUAGACUACUGCCGGUGUAAUGACACGUUCACAAACAAACAAACAAACCUUUUAUUGUCAUUGAAGCAUUUCACUAUUUGAAACCAUACCUUUUUAGAAGAGUGAUUUGGCGGUCAUGCUGGAAAAACAAAAAAGAAAUCCCUGAUUGGUCAACAGUAUGCCACCAGACCUCCAAACGUCUUGGACAAUUGAACAGAUUGGAUCCGAAUACAACUCAUUUUUCUGCACGGCCUCACAAACACUGUGGAAUAAUGCAAGACCUUGUGCAGCGCUGGUACCCGUCUCAUGAAGAAAGUAUUAUUUGGAAACGGAAAAAAAAAAUGGUCAUGCACUUAGGAGUGUCAUUUACAUGUCUGUGCAGCUGUACUGAAUAACAAAAAAAGAAUAUAAGAUUCCUGUUGUGAUUGCUGGAAAAAAAGAAACGCUGAAAAAAACCUACUGUGUGUGUGUGUGUGUGUGUGUGUGUAAUUACUCUUGAUGAGACAAUAUAAUCCAUUACAUGUAACCCUUGCGGCAGGGUUUAGUGAGAGCAGAGCAAAUCCUGCUCUUUUCACUCCUGCACAGCCACAGUAAUGAGUUAGCUUUGUCCAACCGUCGUCACACUAAUGAGGAUCACGUGGAGCCAACGCGGCCUCUUGGUGGCCGGAGCCGGUCUGAUCACUAUACUUCCUUCUGCCCGUGUCCCCUUAAAACUUCUGUAGAAUGUAUUUGAUGAUGAUGUGUGAGUUGCCGCAUAAUGAUGGACGUUGAUUUGACUUUUUGAGACUUUUUCCAUUACGUGUCUGGACUUUAGAAGCUGUUAAUACGCACAGUGUACCAGUUGUAUUUAUUCAAAUGAUGACGAUGUAGUUUCUGAGCAUGCUGAUGUUUCAGAAUGAGCCCAGUUUCUCUCCCUUCUCUCCAGCUUAGAGAUAUGCUUUCACGGUAAAGCUGGAUAUAAUACCACUCUUGCCAUAUUGUGUGGUAAAUACAUAGAGUGGGCUGUUCUUGUUUUACUAAUGCAGCAAUCCGUUCUGUUCAGUAGCUCACAGAGCGGGUUGCUGCAUCAGUAAAACUACAAUCUGAGGUAAUGUUUGCAUGAUAUUUUUUUGCCUUGUUGGAUUGUAUUUGAGUGAUUUAGAUAUCAACUCAUAGGAAAGAUGGAUCAUGAUGAUCAAGAUAUAAAAGGCCGAAAUCUUCACAUCGGAAGUUGAAUCUGAUCUUCCAAAUGAACCAAAAGGAAAUUAGCCUCCUGAAAUAAAAUGGAGAGUAGUCAUAACAAACAGUUAAUAAUCAUACAAAAAGCAUACAAGUGAUUCAGUUCAGGCUACAGUUCCUUCAAUUAAUCCUUAAACAGUUUCAUUCUGUUCAAGCCACUGGGGUUGCUAUGCCUCUUUAUUUCACAUAUCACUCUGCUUUUGAUAUCACUUCCCUUCUUUCACUAAAACAAAAGCGUAUUGGUCUUUGGUGCCGACAUUAACUUGUGGUGACUGAUAUUUUUCAGUGUUAUUUAUUGUACAAUGCAUAUUCAUCAUCUUCCAAAAUACUCUGUACAAAUGGUAUUAGGCAUCAGAGACCUUUUUUUUAACAAAGUACAGUGUUAUGAAUAAAUAUUCAGUAGCAGCAGAAUAUCUGAACUUUUAGUUUUGUGUCCUUUGGUACAUGAAUGUUAGAGGGUUGCCAAAGGCAUGUGGUGUUCCAAUUGAGGAAGCAGUUAAAUUGUACAAACCCUGAUUUUGUAUGACAAUAUUUGUAUAAACAAGCUACUUUUAAUUACCAGGGAGUCAAAUUCAAUUGGGUUCCCUUUAAUUAUGGUGUCUUUAACAUUACCUGCAGAAUUUCCCUUUCUUUGUGAAAGUAAUAUUUCAUGUGUAAGUAAAUAUAGGUAGCUUCAAAAUUCAUGCAGAAAAUAAAAACAGUUUAACACGGUAUAACUGUCAAAUCAGGUUGAUGAGUGUGUUAUAUGGUAUGAUUUGCUUUUCUGAUGUGUACUUCCCGAUGUAUCUCACCCUUUGGUCUGAAAUCGUUUUUUGAAAUGAUGAUUAGUCGUAGAUGUUGGAUUCAAACCGGUCGGUGGAAAGCGAUACAGCUACAGUAUGUACACCUCGAUAGUCCUGUUUGGUGGAGUUCAACGAUGUGAAGUAGAUAACGGCCAUGGGCUUGAUGUACACCAUCCUUUGCACCAUUCUUCACUUUACUUUUUACAAACUACCCAAAAUCACACUUGAUCAUCAACCUGUUGGGUCAACGUAUCUUCCUCCGUCCAGAAAAGACCAGCCCAUGGAAGUCUGACAAGUAGUAAGUAGACUGUGAUUGAUCAGAGACGUCCUGGUGCCAAAGUGGUUUUGGACGACCUCUGGCUGACCCUUGAACCUUGCCCUCCCCUCCAGCUCCAUCUCUUCAGCCGUCCGUCGCUUGGUGCCGUGUCUUUAACGUAGAUUGUACUUGCAUUCCUACGAAAUGAAUAAAGAACAGAAAAAAUGAGAAUUA
Gasterosteus aculeatus aculeatus (three-spined stickleback) is the source of this 6774-nucleotide messenger RNA. NCBI's taxonomy places the organism in Eukaryota, Metazoa, Chordata, Actinopteri, Perciformes, Gasterosteidae. The record is from RefSeq and is a predicted model, not a curated record.